Siniperca chuatsi (mandarin fish) is the source of this 1889-nucleotide messenger RNA. Its product is annotated as olfactory receptor 142-like. The record is from RefSeq and is a predicted model, not a curated record. Lineage: Eukaryota; Metazoa; Chordata; Actinopteri; Centrarchiformes; Sinipercidae. Gene Ontology annotation, biological process: G protein-coupled receptor signaling pathway. Gene Ontology annotation, cellular component: membrane. The transcript has a single exon. The coding region runs from base 525 to 1454 and encodes 309 amino acids. Gene Ontology annotation, molecular function: G protein-coupled receptor activity; olfactory receptor activity.
CAUAUUCAAAUGUACACUUGUUGUAUCACACCUGUAACAAAAGGUUGUUUUGUAUUGUUUAAAGAAGCAUAUAGACAUAAUGUGCACACACAUAUUUAUGAUGCUGGUCAAACUAAGUAGCUGUUACUAAUAGUGAGAACAGACUUUGUUGGGGAAGUAGCUUCAGCAUAGUGCAACUCCUUACUCUGUAACCAUUUGUGUUGUGAUACUGGGGAAGUAGAAUUUGAAGAGACGAGUGAAAAUGUGUUGAUAAUGGAUAAUAUUUCUAUUGUAAUUUUUGUGCUGGACAAAUUAAUCUGCUGGUUGUUUUGAUUACUUCUCCACAAGUGUUACUGGACCAACUGAAUUCCCAGCUGUUGUGUUGUCGUAGUCAAAGCUGUUAUUAAUAGAUGGUGUGGAAGGAAACUAGAGUCAGAACAGACUGCACAGUGUAACCUCUUACUCUGAAGCCACCUACUGUAUGUUGUAACACCUGACAGGUAGAAUUUGAAGAUUUGAAAACUGUGAAAAUUUGUUCUCUAAUCAUGGAUAAUGUUUCUCUUGUAAGAAUUUUCACUCUCUCAGGGAUAAAUGAGACCAUGAAUAACAGAAUCGCUAUCUUUUCAAUCACUUUACUUUAUUACUGUGUGAUUUUGUUUUUAAAUAUCUCUCUCAUGAUGAUCAUUAUCAUAGAUGAAAACCUGCAUGAACCUAUGUACAUCUUACUGUGCAGUUUUUGUAUUAAUGGACUUUAUGGGACCACAGGUUUCUACCCCAAAUUCCUCAUAGAUGUAUUGUCUUCUUCUCAAGAAAUCUCAUAUGAAGGAUGCCUUUUACAGGCUUUUAUCGUGCACUCAUUUAUUUGCUGUGAUUUAUCCAUUCUAGCAGUUAUGGCCUACGAUAGAUAUCUGGCUAUAUGUCGACCACUGCACUACCACUCUUUCAUGACUAAUAGGAGGCUUUCUCAGCUGGUAUGUUUCUCCUGGCUAACACCCUUCUGUAUUUUCUCCAUCAAUAUUGUGCUCACGUCAAGACUAAAGUUAUGUGGUACAAAUAUUCGUAGACUGUUUUGUGCAAACUGGAUAAUUGUUAAACUUGCUUGCCCUGAAACAGACACUUCUUCAAACAAUGUAGCUGCAUAUAUUGUAAUUUUCAUGUAUCUCUCUCAUGGCUUUUUCAUAAUUUGGACUUAUAUGCAUCUUAUUAGAACUUGUGUGAGGUCUAAAGAUGACAGGGCAAAGUUUAUGCAGACAUGUGUGCCCCAUUUAACCUCAUUAGUCACUUUCGUAGUUGCAGUACUUUUUGAUUUGAUGUAUAUGCGAUUUGGCUCCACAGAUUUACCUCAAAGCCUUCAAAACUUCAUCGCUAUAGAAUUUCUGCUUAUUCCUCCUGUUAUGAAUCCUCUGAUAUAUGGAUUUAAAAUGACCAAAAUACGAAACCGAAUUCUGGGUUUAGUUUAUGUUGAAAGAAAAUGACCUCUUCCAUUAAGUUUAAUCUUUAAUUCAAUUUAAUGUGACAAAAUCCAGUGUUUUUGAUUAAGGAUAUAUCAUGAUGACCAACAACUUAACAUUUUGUAUUUACUUUGUUAAGCGUAUUUCUGUUAUGCUUCAUGUGACAUGUAUGAAUAAAUUGACGUUUUUAUUUUCCAUUUGGCUCCUGCACGUCAUGCAUUUGAGUUUUGUAAACCAGGAAUUUGUACAGACAUUUCAAUGGUCAAAAGCUUUGUUAAAAAAGACCACAUUCUCCUUCCUCAUUGUAAUGUCCCAGCUCCUCAUUCUGAUAUUUUGUAUAUCAUAUAAAACAGUAUAACACACAUACUUAUACACUUUAGCUAUGUACCUGAAUUAGCCCGACCAGAAGAUUUGUGUUGCAUAACCUGUUCACUUAUAAACUUAACUCUCUGAAAUGGA